Messenger RNA from Phytomonas sp. Hart1, 810 nucleotides. Lineage: Eukaryota; Euglenozoa; Kinetoplastea; Trypanosomatida; Trypanosomatidae. The record is from the annotation of a GenBank genome assembly.
AUAUUUAUAGUUGUUGGUAGACUUUUAUCAAAAAAGUUCAUUUAGCUUAUAAACUAAAAAAUAUCUCUAAACGUGAAAAAUGGUUCGAAUUAUGAUUCGAUUUCUGGGCCUGAUACUCAUCCUUUCGAUCUUCGUUAUUACGAGUAUUAAUAGUUUCAUCUAUCCUUAUCCCGCCGGAGCAGUUUUAGCGAAAAGCAAUCUUCCGCUUAUUCUAUCCUGGUUCGAUAUUUUGCUGACUGGAACUCAGUAUGUGCAUCUUGCUCAGGGAAGUGGCGCUAUGGUAUUUGCCUUUUCACUCUUUAUUCUUUUAGGUGUGGGUCGAACUUUCUUUUCCCUAAUGCUUGCAUUCCACACCAUGCUUAUGGCGAUUCUCUAUCACGUUGAUAUGAAGGACCCGAUUAUGACUUCGGAGAGCGAUCGAAUGCAGAUCAUACGAUAUCUAUCACAUACUGGUGCCCUUUUAUUUGUCGCUGCUAGCAGGCAAAGGUACAAAUACAUCUCGCGUUCCCCCAGUCCAGUAAUCGAAAGAUCCAAAAAGGAACGAUAAAGUUAUAGGAUUUCUAGUUGUCUUCAGAUAAAACUCCGAAAGCUCUAAAUACGUUAAACAAUCAGAGUAGAUAAAUAUAAUGUGCUUCCGUCUUUUGUAAUGAUACGGUUAUAGGUUAAUAUUAGACAAUGACAUAGACUGCCGCUGGUUAACAGGGAGGUUUUUUUUAUUAAUAAACUGUUUUGUUUUGUUUUAAAUGACUCAUUUUUCAUAAAUUACCAAUAUCAUACUCAUUUAGAGAACAUUUUUCAAUCUCGGCAAGG